This is a messenger RNA of Sipha flava (yellow sugarcane aphid), 1797 nucleotides long. RefSeq names its product ileal sodium/bile acid cotransporter-like. Gene Ontology annotation, cellular component: membrane. The coding region runs from base 109 to 1488 and encodes 459 amino acids. Lineage: Eukaryota; Metazoa; Arthropoda; Insecta; Hemiptera; Aphididae. The transcript is spliced from 7 exons. The record is from RefSeq and is a predicted model, not a curated record.
CAUUCGAUUAUUUCCAUUUCUAAUAUUUAUCUGGUUAUGCAAUGAAAUUCAAUCUGUAUAUUCCCCACCAUCAUAGCGCCUACCUACUGGCUACGAUUCUAAACUACAAUGUUGAAUGCUGUAAUUUUGUUUAACUUAUGUGUGGCUACAUGUUAUGCUACUACAAUGGUUGAAGACUGGACGUUAUCAUUCAAUAAUUCUAAUAUUAGCCAGUUGGAAAUGGGCAGUAGCACAGACAUACUAGCCUAUGUAUACACAAAUACAUUCAUUGCGGAUGAAAAUUUAAAACUUCAAAUGAUUACUACUGAUGAGGAUGUAGCGUAUGUCAGACAAAAUUUCUUUGAUUUGCCCAAAAACCGCCAACAGAUACCAUCCAACUGGAGUUUUCAUUUUAAUUUAACUGCUGAGUUCUUAGGAUAUACCAAACUUUAUCUUCGAGUUGUAGAAAUAAAAAAUAAUACUAUAAUAUCAAUUAAAAGCUCAAGUGAUGACCAUUUGAAUAUUGUGGUGAUUCGUAAACCACAACUAAUUGAUAAGAUAUUUGUAAUUUGUGUUGCUAGUUUGAUGAGCAUCAUAUUUAUAAACUUAGGAUGUGCUUUGGAUGUAGAACAGCUUAAACAAUGUGUUCGAAAACCAAUUGCUCCAGCCGCUUCUUUUUUUGCUCAGUUCCUAAUUUUACCAAUUCUCAGUUAUUUUUAUGCAUUGUUAAUAUUCCAAAAUUCAGUUUCAAUGCAGUUAGGUUUGUUCUUCACGGGAAUUAGUCCUGGAGGUGGUGCAUCUAGCGUAUGGUCACUGCUUUUAGGUGGCAAUAUCAAUCUCAGUAUUGUCCUUACAACCGUUGGAACCUUGGCUUCUUUUGUUAUGAUACCAUUUUGGAUUGUGUUUCUUGGUAAACGCAUCUUUUCUAUGGGAGAAAUACCUGUUCCUUAUUCACGUAUUGCCACAUCUAUUAUUGCAUUAAUUAUUCCUUUAUUUAUUGGUUAUUGUAUUCAACGGUUUUUGCCUAGAGUGAGUAGAAUUAUGACACGUGUGUUAAAACCAUUAUCAAGUUGUUUGAUAAUAUUUAUUAUUAUCUUUGCCACAGUCACCAACUUCUACUUAUUUAAAAUAUUUUCUUGGAAAAUUAUUUUGGCUGGUGCAAUAAUACCAUGGACAGGUUAUAUAGUAGGAUUAUUAACAGCUGUUCCUGCACGUUUGUCCAAACCGGAUAUAAUAUCAAUGAUGAUUGAAUCUGGUAUACAAAAUACUGGUAUUGCUAUAUUCAUGUUAAAAUUUUCAUUGGGACAACCCGCUGCUGAUUUAACAACAGUGAUACCAGUAGCUGUGGCAUUAAUGACUCCCAUUCCUUUAUUAAUAGCCUUCAUAAUAAAAAAAUGUUUUGGAAAUAAAACUGAAAUACCAAUGAAUCAAGAUCCUGCAACCGAAUCAAUGAUAAAAGAUAAUGAAAUUAUAUCUCCAGAUUCUGGAAAUGAAAACAUAAAAGUGUGAAUUUUACCAAUAAGACCUGUAUUAUCUUGUUAUGUUAGUUAAUCUGUUAAUAUUUUAAUAUAUAUACAAUAUGUAGUUAUAAUUGUUGGCCAUCCUAUCGUAUACACUUUAUAGAUAACAUUGUAUCUGCAGUAUGCCACCUAUCUUAAAAUUCACUUGAUUUAUAUUAUUGUUAUGGCUCUAAUGGUUAUUAUAUUCAUUAAGUUUCUUGCUGUUAAAAGAAACCAAUUAUUGACCAGCAACUCUCUGAUUUAAGUAUUUUAAACAUUUUAGUUUACAAAAUGCUCAUGUAAAUAUAUUUAAAUCUAA